CGGCGCGAACGUUUGGGACUUGCGCCGCUGGGUUCCUGGUGUCCGGUUCCCGCGGAGAGGACCCCGGAGGGUUUCACGAGCCCAGAGAUGAUGACACAACCUUGCUUGCUGAAAGUGAAGAGGACUUGAAGCACUUACUAAUGAAGAUCAAAGACCACAGCCUUCAGUAUGGAUUGCACCUCAAAAUAAAGAAAACAAAAAUCCUCACAGCUGGACCAGUGAGCAACAUCAUGAUGAACGGAGAAAAGAUUGAAGUUGUCAAGGAUUUCAUUUUACUUGGAUCCACAAUCAACAGCCAUGGAGGCAGCAGCCAAGAAAUCAAAAGACGCAUUGCAUUGGGUAAACCUGCUGUUGAAGAGCAAAGAUGUCACCUUAAAGACUAAGGUGUACGUGACCCAAGCCAUGAUAUUUUCAAUCGCAUCAUAUGCAUGUGAAAGCUGGGCAAUGAAUAAGGAAGACCCAAGAAGAAUUGACGCCUUUGAAUUGUGCUGUUGGUGAAGAAUAUUGAAUAUACCAUGGACUGGCAAAAGAAUGAACAAAUCUGUCUUAGAAGAAGUACAAGCAGAAUGCUCCUUAGGAGCAAGGAUGGCGGGACUGUGUCUUACAUACUUUGGACAUGUUGUCAGGAGGGAUCAGUCCCAGGAGAAGGACGUCAUGCUUGGCAGAGUACAGGGUCAGUGGAAAAGAGGAAGACCCUCAACGAGGUGGAUUGACACAGUGGCUGCAACAGUGAGCUCAAGCAUAACAACAAUUCCUGUUGAUGUGAUAAAUGACGUUACUUGUUUUACAGAGUUGAACCAGCUUUACAUGCCCGUGAUACAUCCCCUUCAAUCAUGGAAUCAGUCGUCUUUGAGGAUGUGGCUGUGGACUUCACUUUGGAGGAGUGGGCUUUGCUGGAUCCUGUUCAGAGGAAGCUCUACAGAGACGUGAUGCUGGAAACCUUCAGAAACUUGGCAUCAGUAGAUGAUGAGACUCCAUUUAAGGCCAAUGAGUCAGUUUCUCAACGGGAUACUCCUGAGAAAAAAAUAUCCAAGGAAGAUAAAAUACUAAAAUUUACAAGAAAUGAUUCUUGGUCCUCCAUUUUAGGAAAAAUUUCAGAAGGCCUUAGCAUUGAUGAUCAACCUAAAGACCAGGGGUUACCUCUGAGAGAUUAUAUGGGUGAGAGACUCUGUGAAAGUAAUGAAGGUCAUCAGUGGGGAGAAACAUUCAGACAGAUUCCAAAUCUUAAUCUGUACAAGAAAACAACUAGUAGAAUUAACCCAUUUGAAUGCACUGAGUGUGGAAAAGUCUUUAUGUAUCCUUCCUCAUUUAAGAGGCACAUCGCAAGUCACACUGGACACAAACCAUAUCAGUGCCCAGAAUGUGGGAAGGGCUUUGGUUUUCCAUCAGAACUAAGAAGACAUGUGAGAAUUCACAGUGGAGAAAGACCUUAUGCUUGUGAAUUAUGCUGGAAAACCUUCAUUCAUCUCCGAUCCUAUCGAAGGCAUGAAAAGGUUCAUAGUAAAGAGAAACUUUAUGAAUGUAAACAGUGUGGAAAUACCUUCAGUUUUUUUGACUCCUAUCAAAGACAUGAAAGGACUCAUAAUAAAGAGAAGUUCAAUGAAUGCAAGGAAUGUGGGAAAGCCUUCAAGUGGCCCUCGUCUUUAACAAGACAUAUGAGAACACACAGCCGAGAGAAACCCUAUGAAUGUAAGCAAUGUGGGAAAGCCUUCAAAUGGCCCAUAUCUUUACAAACACAUAUGAGAACACACACUGAAGAAAAAUCUUACAAAUGUAAGCAAUGUGGGAAAGCCUUCACUUGGCCUAUAUCAUUACGUACACAUAGGAGAUCACACUGUGGAGAGAAAUCCUAUGAAUGUAAACAAUGUGGAAAGGCUUUCAGUUGGCCCAUAUGCUUACAAAGACAUAUGAGAGUGCACACUGUAGAGGAACUUUAUGAAUGCAAUCAGUGUGGGAAAACAUUCCGUUGGCACUUUUCCUUACGGAGACAUUUGAUAACACACUCUGGAGCCAAACCCUAUGAAUGUAAAGAUUGUGGGAAAGCCUUCAGUUGGCUUAUAUCUUUACGAGAGCAUAUGACAAAACACUCUGGCAAGAUAUUCUAUGAAUGCAAGGAAUGUGGCAAAGCGUUCUAUUAUCUCCAGUCCCUUCGAAGGCAUGAAAGAUCUCACAGCAAAGAGAAACUCUAUAAAUGUAGGCAGUGUGGGAAAGGCUUCAAUCAACUCUUCUACCUUCGAAGACAUGUGAGAAUGCACACUGGAGAGAAACUUUAUGAAUGUAAGGAAUGUGGAAAAACCCUUAAAUGGGCCUCAUCUUUAACGAUACAUAUGAGAAUGCACACAGGAAAGAAACCUUACGAAUGUAAGCAGUGUGGGAAAGCCUUCAAUUGGUCUAUCUCUUUACGAGCACAUAUGAGAAUGCACUCUGGUGAGAAACCCUAUGAAUGUAAGCAAUGUGGGAAAGCCUUCUAUUGGUCCAUAUCUUUACGGGCCCAUAUGACUACACACACCGGAGAGAAACCUUACGUAUGUAAACAGUGUGGGAAAGGCUUCAAUCAGCUGUCAUACCUUCGACGACAUGUGAAAAUGCAUUCUGGAGAGAAACCAUAUGAAUGUAAACAAUGUGGGAAAGCCUUCAAGUGUCCCUCAUCCUUACCAAAACACAUGAGAACUCACACUGGAGAGAAACCCUAUGAAUGUAAGCAGUGUGGAAAGGCUUUCGUUUCUUCCUCAGCCUUACGAUAUCAUGUGAGAACACACAGUAGAGUGGAACACUAUCAGCGUAAUGUGGGAAUGCCUCCUGAAAACUAACGUAUAAAAAAAAAAAUUCACGUAUAGCACUCUUAAAAAUUCUCACCAGUAGAAGAAUCUUAAAAAAGUUACAGAUGUGGUGUUGUCUUUAUCAGCACCUCAUCCUUAAAGUGAACCUACUGGAAGUUUAUUUAGUUCUUUAAGAAAUAAGCAUUAAGGUAAGAAAGAGUUCUGUAGGUACUCUUUUAGCCGUAAUACAACAGGUUUCCCAGGCAGUGUUUUUUCUUAAUAUUGUUAAUCGUUUAUCUUUGAAGUUUAAAGUUUGCUGGACGCAUAGGUAUUUUGAAAUAUAUUUUUAAUAAACAAUCAGGUUUAAUUUUGAUGAAGUUUUUUAGUUGUUUUGCAGGUAAGCAGUUAUUAGUACAAUGACACUUUGCUAUUUGUUGGGAUUUGCAUAUAGGCCUAGUGUGGUAUAGGUAGUAUCUGUCACCCAUUAUUUACAUUCUUCCUUGUUGGGAAAAUUUUAAUUGCCAGAGAGGCCUUGUUCCAUUUUCCUGGCUACUGGUGGUGGUGUUAGUUGCCAUCGAGUCAGUUCUGACUCGUAGCAACCCUGUGUACAACAGAAUGAAAUACUGCCUGGUCCUGCACCAUCCUUACAGUUGUUAUGCUUGAGCCCAUUAUUGCAGCCUCUGUGUCAGUCCAUCUCAUUGAGGGUCUUCCUCUUUUUCAUUGACCCUCUACUUGACCAAGCAUGAUGUCCUUCUCCAGGGACUCAUCCCUUGUGACAACACGUCCAAAGUAUGUGAGGCCUAGUUUCACCAUCCUUGCUUCUGAGAAGCGUUCUGGCUGUACUUCCUUCAAGACAGAUUUGUUCGUUUCCUGGUGGGUACUUGGUAAUAAUUAGUAAUUAUGCAAAGUUGUUCUAAAGGAGUGAAUUGUUACUUUCAACCUUUGUUAUUGUUAUUUCAGUGUGGGUCAUAUUGGAAAUUACAUUUACCAGAAUCCCUUCCCUGUAUGGUUCCAUGUUCAAACCUACUUACUAGUAGCUCAGUUGCAUGAGUUUUGGAAAACAGAAGUGAGGAGGGUAUUGUUGAAGUUUUGUAGCCACAAUACAGGGAGACAGAUAUACGCAUAGGUGCUUUUAUAGAUGCUUCCCUUUUUCUCAGAGGCGUAGGCUUCCAAAGACAUCUCCACAAGCUCGGCAUCAAGGAGCCCACUUCUGUAAUGAGACAACCAGUUUGAUUUCCUUGUAAACAUUAACAUGUUCUCCAGGCCACUGUUGGGACUGUCAUGGUUGCUCAUCUUUUCUGCUGCUCUGACUCUCCUGUAUAUCUUAGUGUGUCUCUAUAAGGUCUAAUUUGUAUAGCGAACGCCUUCUUCUCUUAACGUUUCUAGUAGUUCUGCAUUCCUGAUGUCACCAUGACAGCUACAAUGGUGAAGCCAAAAACAUAAACCAUACAGAUGGGUUUUGUUAGAUGUGUACCUAAUCCUUACAUCAGCUGUCUUGUUAUCUGACAUUCCACAUUUACAGCAAUAGUAAAUAAUCAAUGAUCCCACCAGCCUGAACAACCUCCCCGUGCACAGCUCGUCCACGGCACGCAGAAGGAGGAGUGGUGCCGCCCCUGGGGUAUUUAAUCUCUGGAACCUGCUUCGUACCCAACACUCCAGGUUCUCCUGGCUCACACCUCCCUCCCUCCCACUGUCUCCUGGUGUGCCUCACUCUCCGUCCCCGUGCUUGCCUCGAUCACAGGCACCAUCUGGCGGGCAUUGGGAGUGGAGCCUGAAUGGCAGGCAGCACUCAUGUCUGAGGGGCCACCCCCUGGCCAAAGCCGCCAUGUACCACCCAGCCUGCACUGCCCCACUUCCUGCAUCAAGUGCACUGCAGAGCCUGAGCUGGGAUGCCGUGGCCAAGAACACCCGGCCAGCAGCCUGCAGCAUGGAUUUGGGAUUCUGGCAAGCAGAGCAAGAACCAGCCCAUGACUGCCAAGUAUUUCACAUAAUGCCAGCUUCUGAUAAUGACCUGGUCUUUGGAACCUAACCAUGUCGGUAAGUGAGGAGUGGGUGUAAUAAUUUAAAAAAAUUAAAAAACCCACAUGGUAUUUUGUUUCUCUACUGGGUUUUGUAGUGUGUGCUGAGUCCGUCUUUCCAUAUGCAAACAUGUAUAUAUAGAAAGGGGGAGCUUUCUGAUACAGCUGAAUAUAAUCCAUCCAUAUGUGUUCAGUUAUUAUGUUUGAGUCUGUGACAUUAAAAACAAUGUAUUAUCCCCCAGAAACAACCACAUGUAGAUAUUUCUUAGAAAUACCCUGUUUUUUCCUUCAAUUCAGCUAUAUACUAACAAAUGUUAUUCUUAUAAUUUUCCAGAAGCUGACAUGAUAUAUGAAAAGAUUUUAUGGUAGUUAUGGAUUUCAAGUUAAGUAUAAUUUUUUUUCAAUUAUGAUGUACAUUUUGAGUCAACAUUACCAGGUAUUCAUAUAUAAAUUCAGACUUUUUUAUGUAAACUUUAUUUUUUUUAUGUACUAACAAUAUGUGUUAUUCAAAUAACUUCUUAUCCAUUGUUAAUAAUAAAAAAAUAAUGGUUUGUUCAAUGUUCUCUAGACAGAAUCCUUCGGGAUCACACCUGUAGCCAAAGAUAGCUAGAUGUAUUGAGUUACAGCAAUUAGAAUAAACACGUUAUAAAGGACAGUGGAAUGUUUCAGUCAAUGGGUUUAUAAAAAGACUUAUUAGAUUUGGACAUCUGUUUGGUGGUGGUUUGGGUGAGUGUUCAAGUGAGCCAGGCUUUCUGCUGGAUUAGAUACUUUCAGGCCAUGAAUAUAAUUGUUUGAUUAGAAAUCUAAAGUUCUUCUCUAGACAGCGAAAUGAUUGAGUGGUGCUAAAACUCAUUAGAGACACAGCAGCUAAUCAUGUUAGCGAGGAGAAAGUGAAAACUUGUUUUAAUGAUCCACAAAGACCAAAAGUGAUAUUUUCCUUUUUCAAAGUAUCAUUUACAUACAUUUAGACUUUCAGAGCUAGCUAGAUAAGAAAAAAGUAUAGCUGCUUUUUGUUUUAUUAAAGAGCAAACGUUAUCCAGUCUUCCUCCAUCUGUUCUGUGUCAUGUUCUUGUAGCACUGUGGAUACUGAUGUUCUUUGGCGACCUGUUUCUCAUGUGAGCCUCUCUUGCCCCAUAGUCAUCCCUUGUGUCAUACAAAGGAAAGAAGUUAGUCACAGUGCAUUCUUGCCCACACUUGUGUAGCUCAUAUUAACAGAGUACAGAUAGGACCCCAGUACUCUUUUAGAGUGAUGGAGUGUUCUGUAUCUUGGUAGUGGUGGCAUAAAUAGUCAUAUAUGAAAACUCAUGGAGUUACCCUUAAAAUUGCAAAUUUUACUGUAUGGAUACAUUGUGUGUGUGUGAGUGAAAAUAUACACAGCAAAACAUACGUCAGCAAUCUCUACAAGUUAGUGACGUUGGUUAGGUUCUUAAUGAAGGUGUCCUAUUUUAUCUGUAAAGGUGGGGAAGAUGGUAUGCUUAUACAAUCAGGAGGAAAUUAUUCCAAAUUCACACUGGUAGUAUGAGGGAAAGUUGAGAUAACAGAGGAUACAAUGGCCUCAGUCAAUAUUCUCAUAAAAGUUUCUGCCAAGCUUAUUAAUAUGUGCUCGUGAUUUCUGUCCUAUGUGAGCGCAAGUUGUUUGCAUUUUUAAAUUAUGUCAUAACGUUCAUUCUUACAAAGCACGUGUGGUGGUAAUUGGUCAACAAAGGUACAUAACCAAGGAAAUUUUAUCGAAUAUCUGUUUCAAAAUCUCCUCAGAGCAAUUCACUAUCUUGACUCAUUUAUGUUGUUAUACUUAAUGUCACAUUUUAUUUUCCGAUGUUAAGCUCAAUGAACAUACUAUAGGAAUAGAAGGAUAUGUUUUGCAAUUUUUAUUACUGUUUAUUUGUGCAUGCGUAGUGGUUAAGUACUACGGCUGCUAACCAAAGGGUCGGGAGUCGAAUCCGCCAAGCGCUCCUUGGAAACUCUAUGGGGCAGUUCUGCUCUGUCCUAUAGGGUCGCUAUGAGUCGGAAUUGACCCGACGGUACUGGGUUUGGUUUGGGUUGGUCAUGGUUUACGUGCAGAAAUAUAUAAAACUAAAGGUUAUAUUUUUUUUCAUCCAUCAACGUAUUGAAGUACAUCUUUGUUGCCUCCGGGUUUUGGCACCUAUGAAUAAAACUGCUGUAAACAA
Messenger RNA from Loxodonta africana (African savanna elephant), 6945 nucleotides. Its product is annotated as zinc finger protein 14. Lineage: Eukaryota; Metazoa; Chordata; Mammalia; Proboscidea; Elephantidae. The coding region runs from base 834 to 2810 and encodes 658 amino acids. Gene Ontology annotation, biological process: regulation of DNA-templated transcription. The transcript has 6 exons. The record is from RefSeq and is a predicted model, not a curated record.